Chelmon rostratus (copperband butterflyfish) is the source of this 1731-nucleotide messenger RNA. RefSeq names its product hyaluronan synthase 1 (gene has1). The transcript is spliced from 4 exons. The coding region runs from base 1 to 1731 and encodes 576 amino acids. Gene Ontology annotation, molecular function: hyaluronan synthase activity. The record is from RefSeq and is a predicted model, not a curated record. NCBI's taxonomy places the organism in Eukaryota, Metazoa, Chordata, Actinopteri, Chaetodontiformes, Chaetodontidae. Gene Ontology annotation, biological process: extracellular matrix assembly; hyaluronan biosynthetic process.
AUGGAGCUGAAACCUUUAUUGAAGAAGCUGGGCUCAAUAAUUCGUGCCGUCCUCACUUUCGUCUUUGCUCUGCUGGUUCUGGGCGUGAUGGUGUGGGCCUAUGUGAAGGGUUUCCAGCUGGUCACCUCCAUGUAUGGAAUCAUCUCCUUUGGCUUUUAUGGACUGCUACUCUCCCUCCACCUGCUGGUCCAGGGCUUCUUUGCCUUCGUUGAGCACCGGCGAAUGAAAGCUCGCACAAAUCCGUGCACCUUGACCAAAACUAUUGGCUUCACGAUAUCAGCUUACCAGGAGGACCCUGUCUAUCUGAGAGAGUGCCUCAACUCCAUCAGGGCCCUCAAGUACCCCCCUGAGCUGCUGCGCAUCAUCAUGGUGAUAGACGGGAACUUAGAUGAUGACCAAUACAUGAUGGACAUGUUCAGAGAGGUGUUUGCUGACCAGGACCCUGGCUGUUACGUGUGGAGAAACAACUACCAUACAUGGGACCCCACCCAAGCCCAGAAGGAUGUGGAAAUGGCUACAGAAAUGAACCCUGGAGGGGAUGCUGAUUAUAUUAUAGGAGAGGAUCCACAGAGAAAAGAUGUAGAGCACUUGAUCCAGAACAAGAGGUGUGUGUGCAUCAUGCAGAAGUGGGGCGGCAAGCGGGAGGUGAUGUACACAGCGUUUAAAGCACUCGGGUCGUCAGUUGACUAUAUACAGGUGUGUGACUCAGACACAAAGCUGGACCCUCUGGCCACCGUGGAGCUGUGUAAAGUGUUGGAGAGCAACCCCAAGUACGGUGCUGUGGGAGGAGAUGUGAUGAUCCUGAACCUGAAGGACUCUUACAUCAGCUUCAUGAGCAGUCUUAGGUACUGGAUGGCUUUCAACAUCGAGAGGUCCUGCCAGUCCUUCUUCGACUGUGUGUCCUGCAUAAGUGGUCCUUUGGGUCUGUACAGGAACGAUGUCCUUCAGCAGUUUCUGGAGUCCUGGUACAAUCAGAAGUUUCUGGGAACCCACUGCACAUUUGGUGAUGACAGACAUCUUACCAACCGUAUGCUGAGCAUGGGUUAUGCUACAAAGUACACAGCCCGCUCCAAAUGCUACACGGAGACACCUGCUCAGUUUCUGCGCUGGCUCAACCAGCAGACUCGCUGGACAAAAUCCUACUUCCGCGAAUGGCUCUACAAUGCAAUGUGGUGGCACAAGCACCACCUCUGGAUGACCUACGAGUCCAUCGUCUCAGGUAUUUUCCCCUUCUUUGUCACUGCCACCAUCAUCCAGCUGUUUUGGACAGGCACGCUGUGGGACCUGCUCUGGAUCCUGUGCUGCAUCCAGCUGAUCGGGCUGGUGAAAGCGGCGUACGCCUGCAUCCUGCGCAGAGACAUGGUGAUGGUGUUCAUGUCCCUCUACUCGGUUCUGUACAUGACCAGCUUGCUGCCUGCUAAGUACUUUGCCAUUCUCACCAUGAACAAAAGCAGCUGGGGAACAUCAGGCAGGCGUAAAAUUGUGGGCAACUACAUGCCCCUCCUGCCUCUGUCAGUAUGGGCGGCCAUCUUAUUAGGUGGGCUCGGUUACACAAUCUACAAGGAGAGUAAACUGGACUGGUUAACUCCAGCCAAGGUUCUGGAGACCAGGUUUCUUGUUUUUGGCUGUGUGGCCUACAUAUGCUACUGGCUGCUCAUGAUGCUCCUUUACUGGGUGUGGUUCCGCAGGUUAUGUAGGAAACGUGCCCAGAGUUACAAAGUCAGUGUGUAG